This is a messenger RNA of Auxenochlorella protothecoides, 1101 nucleotides long. Its product is annotated as 3-dehydroquinate synthase. The record is from RefSeq and is a predicted model, not a curated record. Gene Ontology annotation, biological process: aromatic amino acid biosynthetic process. The coding region runs from base 1 to 1101 and encodes 366 amino acids. The transcript has 6 exons. Lineage: Eukaryota; Viridiplantae; Chlorophyta; Trebouxiophyceae; Chlorellales; Chlorellaceae. Gene Ontology annotation, molecular function: 3-dehydroquinate synthase activity. Gene Ontology annotation, cellular component: cytoplasm.
AUGGAGACGGUGGAGGUGAACCUGGGCACGCGCACCUACCCCAUCUACAUCGGGGCCGGGCUCCUGCAGAAGGGCGCCCUGCUGCGCCAGCACAUCGCAGGCUCCUCCGCCCUGGUGGUCACCAACGACACGGUGGCCAAGGAGUACCUGGAGCCCACGUUGGCCGCGCUGCAUGGCGGGGACAGCGGGAUCCGGGUGGAGCACGUUGUGCUGCCCGAUGGCGAGCAGUACAAGAGCAUCGAGGUGCUGCAGAGGGUGUGGGACAAGGCACUCCAGUCCAGGCUGGACCGCAACACCACCUUUGUCGCCCUUGGAGGCGGCGUGAUCGGCGACAUGACGGGCUUCGCGGCGGCCGCCUACCAGCGAGGCGUCGCCUUUGUCCAGAUUCCCACGACGGUGAUGGCCCAGGUCGACUCGUCAGUGGGUGGAAAGACCGGCGUGAACCACCCCCUGGGAAAGAACAUGAUCGGCGCCUUCCACCAGCCACAGUGCGUCCUCAUCGACACAAAAGCGCUGGACACCCUGCCCGCCCGGGAGCUGGCCUCUGGCAUCUCAGAGAUCAUCAAGUAUGGCCUGAUCAGGGAUGCAGAGCUGUUUGAGUGGCUGGAGGCCAACAUGCCUCGCCUCCUGGCCAGGGACCCCCAGGCGUGGACACAUGCCAUCCGGCGCUCCUGCGAGAACAAAGCCGAGGUGGUGGCCGCCGACGAGCGGGAGGGCGGCGUGCGUGCCACGCUCAACCUGGGCCACACGUUUGGGCACGCCAUCGAGGCGGCCGCCGGCUACGGCGCGUGGCUGCACGGGGAGGCGGUGGCAGCCGGCACGGUGAUGGCUGCAGACCUGAGCCGGCGGCUGGGCUGGAUAGACGCCGCGCUGGAGGGCAGGACAACGGCGCUCAUUGCCGCGGCGGGGCUGCCCACCAGGCCACCAAAGGGCAUGACGCCCGAGGUGUUCAUGGGCUUCAUGGGCGUGGACAAGAAGGUGGUGGACGGCACGCUGCGCCUCAUCCUGCUCAAGGGCCCCCUCGGCGGCUGCGUAAUCACCUCGGAGUUUGACGCGGCGGAGCUGCGGGCCACACUGGAGGAGUUUUGCGACGGCGCGUGA